Molecule: messenger RNA, 1001 nt
Organism: Cucurbita maxima (winter squash)
Lineage: Eukaryota; Viridiplantae; Streptophyta; Magnoliopsida; Cucurbitales; Cucurbitaceae
Product: protein AE7-like
Exons: 6
Coding region: 250-726 (158 amino acids)
Biological process (GO): iron-sulfur cluster assembly
Source: RefSeq, a predicted model, not a curated record
UUACACAUUUCCAUCAAAUUUACAGGCCAGAGUCAAAAUCCCUCGUUAUCUAUUCGCCGUAUUCCUCCCAUUCCCCGGGAGCCUAUAGACCAUAUAUUCCUUCUUCUUCCGCCGCUUCCGCCGCUUCCGCCGCCUGGUUGUUUAGGGCUUCGACGAAUUUUGAGUUUCGCCGGCAGAGUAGACAGAGAAUCUGGUAACCGCUAGUUCUGCCUAGCAAAGGUUGAACGUUUCAUUUAGCAAGGCAAGAAGAUGGUAUCUGGAUUGAUAAAUGCAAAUCCUGUUGUAUACGAAAAGAAAGAACGCCGGGCUCGAAACACUCCAUGUGAUAGUGACGAAUAUGCAGUGGAAUCCAUUGAUCAGUUGGAAAUUUUUGAUCAUAUUAGAGAUAUAAAAGAUCCCGAACACCCUUACUCUUUGGAAGAGCUUAAAGUGAUAACAGAAGAUGCAGUCGAAGUAGAUGACGAGCAUAGUUAUGUGAGGGUUACAUUUACUCCAACAGUUGAACAUUGUAGCAUGGCAACAGUUAUUGGUUUGUGCUUAAGGGUGAAACUCAUGAGGAGCCUACCUUCUCGGUACAAGGUGGACAUUAGGGUAGCUCCAGGAUCUCAUGCUACUGAAGCAGCAGUAAACAAACAACUUAAUGACAAAGAAAGAGUUGCAGCAGCACUGGAGAAUCCAAAUCUAGUAGACAUGGUUGAUGAAUGCUUGGCUCCAUCUUAUAGUUGAUUGAGCUGGGAGCGACAAAUGCAGUGAGAUCAAUAAUCAUCUUAAAAAUCCAUUCUAAUGGUAUAUUUUUGGUCCCUUUUAUGGAUAUAUGUAUUAUAUGAGUUUUUACUAGAACGCACAAUGUUCUGAAAAUUUUCUUGGACAUUUGUUUCACUUAAUCAGUAGGAUACAACCAUACAGAUAUCUCAUUAAAGUGUUAGCUGCACUUGGAUGUCUUGUUAUAUAGGGUUAGUAUUUUUUUAAAAAUUGCAUUGAUCAUUGAAGAAUUUUUCUCA